Paramecium tetraurelia is the source of this 318-nucleotide messenger RNA. RefSeq lists its product as uncharacterized. The transcript is spliced from 2 exons. The record is from RefSeq and is a predicted model, not a curated record. NCBI's taxonomy places the organism in Eukaryota, Ciliophora, Oligohymenophorea, Peniculida, Parameciidae.
AUGUCUAAUUAACAUACUUAAUCAUACAACUCCUCCAUCAUAUAUACACCAAUUCCAUUGAAGCUAUCAUUGAGUGCCUCUAGUUCCAGUUGGUAAAGUUCAAAUUCUAGCAUCCUUGAAGAAAGUACUUAACAGCAAGCAUCUUCAUUAACACAUUCCCGAAGUCCAAGAAAAUAUUUACUUACAAAAUUUGAAUAAGAAAAUCAAGAAAGACCUGAAAACCCUAUGACAAGAGAUGAGAAAUUUAAAGAACUUCAAACCCUAUUCUUAAAUUUCGAUCCUGAAUCAUAUAUUACAGAGGUUGAACUGUUUGAUUGA